Messenger RNA from Monopterus albus (swamp eel), 3329 nucleotides. RefSeq names its product TBC1 domain family, member 31 (gene tbc1d31). Gene Ontology annotation, cellular component: ciliary basal body. The annotation marks the transcript as partial. The transcript has 22 exons. The record is from RefSeq and is a predicted model, not a curated record. Gene Ontology annotation, molecular function: protein binding. NCBI's taxonomy places the organism in Eukaryota, Metazoa, Chordata, Actinopteri, Synbranchiformes, Synbranchidae. Gene Ontology annotation, biological process: cilium assembly.
UUGUCUUUGUGCGACAAAUUAACCGUCCUCAAAACAAAAAACUGUCCAGAAACUGCAGGUUGAGGAAAACUGCUCAUGUCAGGGACCGCUGAGCUCCGAACAACACUAAAUAUUGCUGAGUUUUUAUCGCUAUUUAUUUAUUUUUUUUACAGUUUCUCUGAUUGUAGCCAUUGUUUUGUAGCUAAAUUUCCUGAAUGUUGCGUUUUCGAAUUUCGCGCUAUUUGCUCCGCUUGUAAAGAGAUUAGCCGGCUAACCCGUUAGGUAGCCAUGAUACAGUCACGAUAAGUUAAGUUAAGGGUAUUUUGUCUAAAUGUAUGGUCUGAGUUUUUACAUACGUCGUCACAAUGGAAGUUACGGACAUCGGAAACAAGGAAGAGGGGAAAGUCUGGCAUCGAAAACCAACACCAGGCAAAGGUGUGUUAGUGACGGUGGUCCGCACUGCUCAGCGAGCCAAGAUUGUGCGCUUUCUCCAUGUGACCUUUGACACCACAGGAGAUUCCUUCCUGGCUGGGGACCAUCAUGGCAACAUCUAUGUCUUUGACAUCAGUAGAAACAGAUUUCGUCUGGUGCAGAAGACAGGGCAGGCCUGCACUGCUCUGGCUUUCAGCCUUCGCAGGACCACAGAGUUCCUUGUGGCCCUUGCUGACUACACCAUCAAGUGCUUUGACAAAGACACAAAGCAGCUGGUGAGUUGGAUGCGAGGUCACGAGGGAGCAAUUUCAUCCAUUUCUGUGCACAGUUCAGGCCGCUAUGCUGUCACCACAUCCUCAGACACGGCUCAGCUCUGGGACCUGGACACCUUUCAGAGGAAGAGGAAGCUGAACAUCAGGCAGGCAGUUGGCAUACAGAGGGUGUUUUUUCUGCCUCUCAGUAACACCAUCCUCAGCUGUUUCAGUGAUGACUCUAUCUUUGCUUGGGAGAGCGACACACUAUUCUGCAAAUACCAGCUCCCUGUCCCUGACUGUGGACCCAAAAUUUCCUACAAGUCCUUUGCUGUCACGCGUGAUGGUAAGAGCCUUGUAGCAGGCGGGCGCUCCAACUUGCUUCACUUGUGGUGUCUGGACAGUAAACAGCUUGUAAGGGUGAUUCAGAUGCCCACACAGGUCCGAACUGUCAGACAGCUGGAAUUCCUGCCUGACAGUUUUGACGGAGGAGCCAGCCAGACACUUGGUGUAUUGAGCCAGGAUGGCGUGAUGCGUUUCAUCAACAUUCACACCUGCAAGUUGCUUUUUCACAUGGGUUCCCAUGACGACGCCAUCACCACAGUGGCGGUCAGCCCUAAUGGCAGACAUAUUGUGGCUGUUAUGGAUAAUGGUAGCAUCAAUGUCUACAGUGUCCAGAGUCUCACACAGGAAUUAAACAAGCCUCCUCCCUCCCAGGUGGCAGUCAUCUCAGGAGGUGAAGCUAAUCAGGACUUGUCAAACCUGAAGGUCAAGGUCAGAUCAGAGGUAGUUCAGAGACCGGCCAAGAGUUCAGGCAGGCGGACUCAAGUGAAGAUACUUAGACCUCCUCCUGGGUCUGCAGCUGAGGAUAAAGAGAAUGAGCUACCAGCUGGUCUGAAUAAGAAGAGACUGGUGGCCCUGCUGAAGGCGUUUGGAGAAUAUCCUACUAAGUACAGGAUGUUUGUGUGGCGGUCUUUGCUGUGUCUCCCAGAGAACUAUGCGGCAUACAGCAGUCUGAGUGAUAAAGGCCUGCACUCAGCCUAUGCCACUCUGAAUGAUAAGUACCCCAUCAAAAGUCACAAGCUACAGAGGGGGCUGCAGAGGGUCCUGUCUGCAUUGGCUCACUGGGCAGCCAUCUUUGGAGAGGUGGAGUACCUUCCCUUGGUGGCCUUCCCUUUUGUCAAGCUCUUCCCGAACAAUCCUAUGCUCUGCUUUGAGGUGGUGGCCACUGUCAUAGUGAACUGGUGUGAGCACUGGUUCGAGUACUUCCCCAACCCUCCUCUGAACAUCCUGAACAUGGCAGAGAACGUUCUGGCUCAUCAUGACAAGGAGCUGCUGCAGCACCUGGUGGACUGUGGCAUCACUUCACAGCUAUAUGUGUGGCCACUGCUGGAGACCUUGUUCUCAGAGGUUUUGACUCGUGACGAGUGGCUCCGACUCUUCGACAACAUUUUCUCCAACCAUCCAUCAUUCCUGAUCAUGGCCUGUGUGGCCUACGUCACCUGCUGCCGUGAGCCUUUGCUGCUGUGCUCCCAGAAACAGGACUUUGAGUACUUUUUUCACCAUCGUAACAACCUGGACGUGGGAGCCAUGAUAAAGGAGGCCUACCGGCUGAUGAGCAACACACCAGAUGACAUCCAUCCCACCGCUAUGUUGUCUGACUUUACAGCACUGACCAAGGGCCAGUACCCUGUGUUCAACCACUACCCAGAAUUCAUAGUGGAAUAUCAAAGCCGGGAGAGGGAGAAGAUAAGAUUGCAGGAGAUGGAGUAUCUCCGCGAGAGGCAGGAGGUAACAGCGCUUCGUGCAGAUUUUGUGCGUCGCCAGGCUGAAGAGGAGGCCUAUUACACUCAACAGGAGCUGCUGCAGAGGGCAGAGGAGCAGCGCAGAAACAUCCUGGCACAAGAAGAGGAGAAACUGACACAGCAGAGGGCAAAGUUAGCAGCCAUGAAGAGAGAGCUGAAGGUGAAGGAGUUACAGUUGCUGGAUGCAGCUAGAAGACGCUUUCUCAGACACCAACAGGACCUGAGAGCCUCUCAGAUACAAAGGCUAGACCAGGAGAUCAGUAGAAAGAUGGAUCUGCGAGAGCGAGAAACAGCCGCAGCAGUCCAGGAUCUGGAGGUCAGACAGAUGGAGCUGGAGGCUCAGAGGAGACGACUUGAACAGCAUUUGUGGAAGGAGCAGGAGCACAUGGGCCGGGAGGUUGAGGAGGAAGUGGAGUUGAGGAUGAGAGAGGCAGAAAGAGAGGAGGACAACUACACAGAGCUGGUGCACAGCACAGAGACAAACCUGCAGGCCCUGGAGGAGUCCCUGGCGGAAGCGUGCCAGCUGGGCUUGGAGUCGGACUGGCAGAGAGAGGUGGCAGAGUGCCUACAGCAGGUCAACGCCCAACAGGAGAGGAAGAGGGAGAGACUGGCAGAGCUUCACAGGCAAACCCUGGCAGAGGAGGAGAGAUUGGCUGACACCAUGAGAGAUGUAGCAGGAAGGAAGUGGGAUGAAGUGAUGAGUGCCAGAGACCAGGAGCAGCGACAGCCCUUGUCUUCAGCAGACACAGAUGGCCAGAGAAAGGUGAGGAUGAUGUCACCAGGUUUGAUCAGAGGACUUCCUCAUAGACCCAGUGCCACCCCUGCUAUUUAUGUUGGAUCCCACAAUACUGGUCCAGCAACC